CAAACGGUGGAGAACAGACAGACUGGUUGGUUGGGGACCGAGAGAGACGCCGCCUGACUUUCUCCAGCUGCUCCAAGGUUGGAUCAAGAGGUCAACCCAGACUGCGGAAGCAACAGAGACCUGGUAAAGGAGGGACGGCUACAUGCACAGUUGUGUUUGUCUGUAGAAGACCAGAGUAUCAGAAGGAACCAUGAAUUUUGUGAUGAAGCAAGCCUUAGGUGGGGCCACUAAAGACAUGGGGAAAAUGUUAGGAGGAGAGGAGGUGAAGGAUCCAGAGGUCGUGAAGAAGAAGAAGGAGGAAGAGGAGGAGAGACAGGAGGCACUGAGACAACAGGAAGAGGAGAGGAAGGAUAAGCACCGGAAAAUGGAGGCAGAAAGAGAAGUGGUACGACAGUCCAUCAGGGACAAGUAUGGACUGAAGAAGAAGGAGGAGAAGGAGGCGGAGGAGAAGGCAGCCAUGGAGCAGGCCUGUGAGGGGUCUCUGACGCGUGCCAAGAAGGCCAUCCCAGCCGGGUGCGGAGACGAGGAAGACGAGGAUGAGGAGAGCAUUCUGGACACCGUCCUCAAGUUCCUCCCUGGACCUCUGCAGGACAUGUUCAAGAAGUAAUGAACACAUCAACAAUAACAACAACACAUGGUUCGG
This is a messenger RNA of Oncorhynchus masou masou (cherry salmon), 643 nucleotides long. RefSeq names its product complexin-2-like. The transcript has 4 exons. The coding region runs from base 191 to 607 and encodes 138 amino acids. The record is from RefSeq and is a predicted model, not a curated record. Gene Ontology annotation, biological process: regulation of neurotransmitter secretion; synaptic vesicle exocytosis; neurotransmitter transport. Gene Ontology annotation, cellular component: SNARE complex; terminal bouton. NCBI's taxonomy places the organism in Eukaryota, Metazoa, Chordata, Actinopteri, Salmoniformes, Salmonidae. Gene Ontology annotation, molecular function: syntaxin binding.